CCCUGUCCUGGUGUCCGCACAUGGAGUUCUAAGGCUGUGGGUGUUAUUUAUGGAGCCUAUUUUGGCUGCAGCGCUGUCCGGGGAGAUGUGGACCCCGGAGCUUGCACUUCUGAGGGGCUUCCCCACUGAGGCCGAGCGGCAGCAAUGGAAGCAGGAGGGGGUCGCUGACUCAGAGAGUGCAUCUUUCCUGCAGUUGCUACUAGAAGGGAGGUUUAAAGCCAUAUUCUUAAAUUCUCUGACUCAAAAUAUUUUUAAUUCAACAAUGAUGGCUGAAGAAAAGAUUGACAGCUACCUGGAGAAGCAGAUAGUGACAUUCCUGGAUUACUCAGCAGAGCUGGACAAAACGGAAAGACAACAGCUGGUGUUCCUACUUGGCUUGAGCAGUUUGCAACUUUUUGUUCAGAGUAACUGGACGGGGCCUCUUGUUGAUUUACACCCUCAGGAUUUUUUGCCAUCUGUUUUAUUCCAGCAAUUCAGUGAGGUCAGGGGACUGGAUGCAGUUGUUCUGAGCCUGCUGGUUCUAGAUGGUGAAUCAAUAUACAGCCUGACCUCAAAGCCUGUACUACUGUUAUUAGCACGCAUUAUCCUGGCGAAUGUGAGACAUAAACUGACAGCUAUUCAGAGCUUACCAUGGUGGACAUUGAGAUAUGUGAAUAUUCACCAGCAAUUGCUUGAGGAACGCUCACCUCAGCUUUAUGCUCUUGCUGAAAACUGUAUUGAUGAAGUGAUGAAACUAGAGAAUCUGUUUAUAGGUGAUUCAGGUCGAUAUUUGGCUAUUCAAUUCCAUCUGGAAUGUGCAUAUAUUUUUUUAUAUUAUUAUGAGUAUCAGAAAGCAAAAGAUCAGUUCAAUAUUGCUAAAGACAUUGGCAAAUUACAAAUUGAUUUGACAGGUGCUUUGGGAAAAAGGACACGAUUCCAGGAAAAUUAUGUGGCACAACUGAUUCUAGAUGUAAGAAGGGAAGGGGAUGUCCUUUCACGUUGUGAAUUCAGUCCAGCUCCCACUCCUCUGAAACAUUUAACCAAAAAUCUUGAGCUCAAUGACGAUACUGUUCUGAAUGAGAUAAAGUUAGCAGAUUGUGAACAGUUUCAGAUACCUGACCUAUGUGCCGAAGAGCUUGCUGUUAUCCUUGGAAUCUGCAUAAAUCUCCAAAAGAACAACCCAGUGCAUAAAUUAACUGAAGAGGAGCUGCUGGCAUUUACAUCAUGUUUGCUUUCACAAGCAAAGUUCUGGGCCAUUCAGACAUCAGCUUUGAUCCUCCGGACAAAACUUGAGAGAGGAAGCACACGCCGAGUGGAACGGGCAAUGAGGCAGACGCAGGCUCUUGCAGACCAAUUUGAAGAUGAAACUACAUCUGUAUUGGAACGUUUGAAGAUUUUCUAUUGUUGUCAAGUACCACCUCACCGGGCCAUUCAGCGUCAACUUGCGAGUUUGCUCUUUGAGUUGGGAUGUACCAGUUCAGCCCUUCAGAUAUUUGAGAAGCUAGAAAUGUGGGAAGAUGUUGUCAUUUGUUAUGAAAGAGCCGGGCAGCAUGAGAAGGCAGAAGAAAUCCUUAGGCAAGAGCUGGAGAAAAAAGAAACACCAAGUUUAUACUGCUUGCUUGGAGAUGUCCUUGGAGACCACGCUUGCUAUGACAAGGCCUGGGAGUUGUCCUGGCACCGCAGUGCCCGUGCUCAGCGCUCCAAAGCCCUCCUUCAUCUUCGGAACAAGGAGUUUCAAGAGUGUGUGGAAUGCUUCGAACGCUCAGUGAAGAUUAAUCCCAUGCAGCUCGGAGUAUGGUUUUCUCUAGGCUGUGCGUAUUUGGCCUUGGAAGACUAUGGAGGUUCAGCAAAGGCGUUUCAGCGUUGUGUGACUCUAGAACCCGACGUAAGUUUGCUGUGGUUUAGCUUGAUAAAAAGUGUUCACUAUUGCUCUCUUUAAAAUUUGACCUUCAAUAGAGUAAAAGCUUUUAGAACUUUACAAGAAGCUCUCAAGUGUAACUAUGAACACUGGCAAAUUUGGGAAAACUAUAUCCUUACCAGCACUGACGUUGGGGAAUUUUCAGAAGCCAUUAAAGCUUAUCACCGGCUCUUGGACUUAAGAGACAAAUACAAAGAUGUUCAGGUCCUUAAAAUUCUGGUCAGGGCGGUGAUUGAUGGGAUGACUGAUAGAAGUGGAGAUGUUGCAACCAGCCUUAAAGGAAAGCUGCAGGAGUUAUUUGGCAGAGUAACUUCAAGAGUGACAAAUGAUGGAGAAAUCUGGAGGCUAUAUGCCCAAGUAUAUGGAAAUGGGCAAAGUGAAAGGGCUGAAGAAAAUGAAAAGGCAUUCCAGUGUCUCUCGAAGGCAUACAAGUGUGACACACAGUCCAGUUGUUGGGAGAAAGACAUUACAUCAUUUAAGGAGAUUGUUCAAAGAGCCUUAGGACUUGCACAUGUGGCUAUAAAAUGCAGUAAAAACAAACCCAGUCCCCAAGAAGCUGUUCAAGUGCUUUCUUCAGUUCGACUCAAUUUACGGGGCUUAUUAUCUAAAGCUAAGCAACUUUUUACAGAUGUGGCCAGUGGAGAAAUUUCCCGGGAGUUAGCUGAUGAAAUAGCAGCUAUGGACACCUUAGUAAUAGAGCUCCAAGACCUAAGCAACCAAUUUCGAAAUCAGUAUUGACCAUGCUGGGAGUAGUUUCUGGAAGAGGUGCUUUCACCUUCUGGGAAAGAUAUACUUGUAUAUCUGAAAUACAAGAGACUGAUUUUUAAAAUAAAUUUCUGUUUUGUGGCU
This is a messenger RNA of Propithecus coquereli (Coquerel's sifaka), 2746 nucleotides long. RefSeq names its product tetratricopeptide repeat domain 27 (gene TTC27). Gene Ontology annotation, molecular function: protein binding. NCBI's taxonomy places the organism in Eukaryota, Metazoa, Chordata, Mammalia, Primates, Indriidae. The record is from RefSeq and is a predicted model, not a curated record. The transcript is spliced from 20 exons.